Messenger RNA from Dioscorea cayenensis subsp. rotundata (Guinea yam), 6652 nucleotides. RefSeq names its product E3 ubiquitin-protein ligase PRT6. Gene Ontology annotation, molecular function: ubiquitin protein ligase activity; zinc ion binding. NCBI's taxonomy places the organism in Eukaryota, Viridiplantae, Streptophyta, Magnoliopsida, Dioscoreales, Dioscoreaceae. Bases 293 to 6652 code for a protein of 2119 amino acids. The transcript has 18 exons. Gene Ontology annotation, biological process: protein ubiquitination; ubiquitin-dependent protein catabolic process via the N-end rule pathway. Gene Ontology annotation, cellular component: ubiquitin ligase complex; cytoplasm. The record is from RefSeq and is a predicted model, not a curated record.
GAAGACGAAAAGUAAAGCAUGAUAUGUUCACCCGAAUUCAUUAUAUUGUACGCUUGUUUUUGUGAUUUUUUUCAUUUUUUGAAAAGAGUUCUUGAUUUCGAUCUUUCAUGGUAAUCGGUGGAAAAAACCCUAGAUUUGAGAGCGGUGGAGUCUAGGGUUUAUCCCUCUGAGGGCGUUCGAUUGUGAUUUGUUUCAUCGUGUGAUUUUUUGAUCUCCUUCUGCAACGCUGGGGCGUGAGAGCUCUCGAUCGAGGUACUGGAGCUGCGCAGACUGGCUGCGGAUCGUGGCCGGGAUGGAUGUCAGUUCCCCGCCGGAGAAGAGACGGGCUCUUUCUCACCAUGAUGCCAUACUUCAGAAACUUGAUCAGCAUGGGGUUCCUCAGGAAUAUCUCGAUCAAUCUCAGGCAGGCUUGGUCGCUUUUGUUGGGGAGAACAAGUCCUUGCUUCCAGAAAUAGUUUCGUGUAUCUUACCAUCCGAUGUAGAUGCAUAUGCGAUUUGCAGGUCGUUUAAAGAAGAAUCUGUGGGCGGGCAGAGACAAGCCCAAAUAAAACUUUUGGUUAGUGAAAGUCUUUUAUGGUUGCAAUGGCUGAUGUUUGAGGAAGAACCAUGUGCAUGUUUAAAGAAUUUGGCACAGAAUUCUUCUGGUCAACGUGCUGUCUGUGGAACUGUUUGGAAAAAGAAUGAUUUAGCUUAUCGCUGCCGAACUUGUGAGCAUGAUCCGACUUGUGCAAUAUGCGUCCCUUGUUUCCAGAAUGGUGACCAUAAGGGUCAUGACUAUUCAAUAAUGUACUCUGGUGGAGGGUGCUGUGACUGUGGGGAUGUGACUGCUUGGAAGCGAGAGGGAUUCUGUUCAAGACACAAAGGAAGUGAACAGAUUCAACCUCUCCCAGAUGAUUUAGCAAGUUCUAUUGGACCUGUUCUCGAUGCUCUCUUUUCAUCUUGGAAGGACAAGAUGAUAUCUAUGGAAUGCCAUAGACCCAAAAAUGAAGAUGAUCGAACUGAAGUACAUGCAAUGACCCAUGAGUUAUCUUUGGCAAUUAUUGAGAUGUUGCUUAACUUCUGCAAUUGUAGCGAAAGCUUGCUUAGUUUUGUCUCCAAACGAAUGUUUGCAUGUACUGGUUUAUUAGAUGCUCUUUUGAUGGGAGAGAGGUUCUUGGACAAGAAGGUUGUGAAAAGGCUGCAUGAGUUGCUUUUGAAACUCCUUGGAGAGCCUCUUUUUAAGUACGAGUUUGCAAAAGUUUUCAUAAGAUACUAUCAAAUUGGUGUCAAGGAAUUCAUUGAUGCAUGUACUGACUCAGAACUAAAGCAGUACCCGCUGCUAUCAACUUUCUCUGUACAAAUUUUUACGGUGCCUACGUUAACACCUCGACUUGUAAGGGAAGCUAAUCUAAUCGGUGUGCUGUUGAGAUGCUUGGAGGACCUUUUUCUUUCAUGUGUAGGAGAAGAUGGACGCUUGCAGGCAGUCAAGUGGGCAAAUCUUUAUGAAACAACGAUCCGCUUGGUCGAAGAUACACGCUAUGUGUUGAGCCAUGAAGAAGUUUCCCAAUAUAUUGCUAAAGAGGUGGUUGAUAUGUCAAGAGCUUGGAUAAGGCUCUUAAGCCUUGUACAAGGCAUGGAUGCUCAGAAGAGGCAGACAGCUGUCCACACUGAGGAAGAAAAUGACAUUAUACACACUCCAUUUAUGCUUGGGCACUAUCUUGGAAAUGUCCAUACUCUUUUGGCGAAAGGCGCAUUGUCUCUUGUUGAAACCAGAGAAAGUAAAGAUGAGAGUAUGACUGCUUCCACAGUACGAGGUCUGGAAGAUGAUGAUGAUGGUGAUGAUGAUGGAGUAUACCUUGCAAAAGUGGGCAGGUUUUCAGAAGGAAGCUCUGCAGGUCAGUUGAGAGGUAGAAUUAUUCCAAGUCAUGAAAUAGAUACUGAAGGUAUCUCUGAAAUGCACAAACAUCUUUCUAUUCCCUCUUCUGGGGUACGGUUAAUAUUCGAAUGCUUAAAAGCUAUUGAAGUUUGGUUAGAACCUGAAAAUAGGAAAUAUUCCAAUUCAAUAGAUGCUACUGGCUGUUCUGGGUACAAUGUCAUGAACUUGAGUAAGAAAAUUUUCGGGAUCAAGAAGUGUAGUAAUAGUAAUAGAGUCUAUAGAAGACAAAUGUCCAGAGAAAGGGUGGAUGGAGACCGUGCGUCUUUCCAUGAUGAAAAUCAUGAGAGAUUUCAUUUUUUUUCUCCGGUUCAAGUGAUGACUACUGAAACAAGGGAAGCACUUAAUCAAAAUAACAGCUCAUUAGAUGUGAAUGACAUGUCCGGUGCAUUCUCUAGAGAUGCUUGUUUGAGCAGAAAAUUGAAUGAAAAUUCUAUGGAGAUAGAUUCUGUGAGAGAUGCUGAAACAGUAGGUCUUCUGAGCAUGGCACAGUGGCCUGAUAUAGUUUUUGAUGUCAGCUCACAGGAAAUCUCAUUCCAUAUUCCCUUACAUCGUUUGCUUUCAGUAUUACUUCGAAAAGCACUAAAAUGUUAUGCUGGAAUGAUGAGGAUGCCAAAAGCUGCUUCUUCAAUCCCUUCAGAUGUGCAUCAUCGAGAAUUUUUCAGGCAGGCUUUAGGUGGUUUUCAUCCUUAUGGAUUUUCUGCCUUUGUUAUGGAACAUCCAUUAAGGUUAAGGGUAUUCUCUGCCCAAGUCCGUGCUGGCAUGUGGCGAAAGAAUGGUGAUGCUGCCAUAAUGAGUUCGGAGUGGUAUCGCUCUGUUAGAUGGUUAGAGCAAGGUUUGGAAUCUGAUCUUUUUUUGUUGCAAUGUUGUGCUGCUCUGUCUCCUCCAGAGCUAUUUGUUAAGAGGAUUCAAGAAAGAUUUGGUUUAUCAGAUUAUACAUCUUUACAUCAUGCAGAGCACAAUGAGUACGAACCAGUGUUAGUGCAGGAAAUGCUUGCUCUUAUCAUACAGAUAGUUAAAGAACGACGAUUUUGUGGGUUUUCCACAUUUGAGAAUUUGUGCAGAGAGUUGAUUUACAAAUUAGCAAUUGGUGAUGCUACACACAGCCAGCUGGUGAAAGCCCUCCCACGUGAUCUUUCAAAGAGCGAUCAGCUUCAAAAAGCUAUUGACAUUCUUGCUGUAUAUUCAAAACCAUCUGGCAUGAAGCAGGGCAAAUAUUCACUGCGGGAAGAGUACUGGAAAGAUUUGGAUCUGUAUCAUCCUCGCUGGAACUCCAGGGAGCUGCAAGUUGCUGAGGAGAGAUAUUUACGCUUCCGCAAUGUUUCUGCUUUGAAUGUUCAGUUACCUCGGUGGUCGGAUAUCUUUUACCCUAUGAGCACAAUUUCCAGAAUAGCUACAUCAAAAGCUGUGCUCCAAAUUAUUCAAGCAGUUUUUUACUAUGCUUUUCUUGCAGAUGGUUCAUCGGCAAAUCAUACUCCUGAUAGUGUUCUAAUCACAGCAUUGCAUUUACUUUCCUUAGCAUUGGAUAUUUGUGAAAAAUCAAAUAUAAAGUGCACUGAGAUUGAUGUUAACUUAUCACUUAUAGAUGACCAGUCAGGCCCAGGUGCACCAUGCUGCUUCAAAAACUCAUUUCCUAUAUUAACUUAUGCAUUGGAAGCUUUUGAUGUGGAUGCUAUUGAUGCCGCCGUAAUCCGAAGAAAAAGAAAUGUGCUUUCUCUGCUGGUUUUGCUAAUGAGGAAGUAUAAGGAACAAAGUAGUAAGAGCUAUGCUGAAACAAGACAGUGUGACAUCUCCUCUUUGAUCGAAAAUUUAUUGAGGAAGUUCGCACAUCUAAGUGCGGAAUGCAAUGCGGAACUUAGAGAAUUGGAGCCAGGUUUAGCCCAUACUAUAUUUCAGCAGGCUUCUGAUAAGGCUGUCAAGAAUGUAGCAUCAGAUUCUGGCUUCGAGGAAAGAAAGGCUAAAAUGCGUGAGCGUCAAGCUGCUAUAUUGGAAAAAAUGAAAGCUGAACAGUCCAAAUUUAUUGCUAGCCUGAAUGACACAAGUGAUGAUCUAGAUGCUUUGGCAUCCAACAAGGAAGCAUUUGUGCCUGAUGUGGAUCAUGAUCGAGAAGAGACCAAGCCAAUUUGUUCGUUUUGCAGAGAUCCUGAUUCACAAAGCCCUCUGUGCUACCUUAUUCUUCUUCAGAGAUCUCGGUUAACCAGUUUUGUUGAAAGAGGCCCUCUGUCAUGGGAAGAUGAUGACAAAUCGGCUAAGGGAGUUCAUUUAGUCAAUCAGAGUAUAUCAAGCAUUCUAGCUGAUGCCCCUUUUGGUAGUCCAGUGCAUUCAAUUCAUACUGCAACUGCGGAGUCUGCCUUUGACACUGAGCCAGCAGAACUUGAUGCCAUUCGUGAAUUCUUCGGAGGUCAACUUCCUCGUAAUAAAAGCUUUCAACUACCUAUUGCCCCAGAGGCAAUAUCGACCCUUGAGUUGGUGGAAUAUGAUAUAUAUCAGUCUAUUAGAAGAAUAAUUCAUGGCUCAGAAUCACAUUCAGAGUCUGUAGGUUGUGAUUAUAAAUAUUUGAUUUCCCAUGCUACAGAAGAUUUGAAGAAGAGCAAAAGCGUAAAACUUUCUGUGCUUGGAGAGUAUGUUGCAGCAUUAUCAAGAGAGACGUCAAAACAGCAUCAGUCUUCUAUUUAUAGCCUUCUACAACUUGGUAAUAUAUCAUCAAACUCUGCUAUUACCGCUACUGCCUAUAGUGGAAUGGAACCUGGACAUUGCAAUGGAAUUCAUAUUUCUUCAUGCGGGCAUGCUGUGCAUCAAGAGUGCCGUGAGAGAUAUCUUCUGUCAUUGAAACAACGACCCAUAAGGAGACUUGGUAUUGAAGGCCAUAUUGUGAACCCAGAUAUGGGGGAAUUACUUUGUCCAGUUUGCCGAAGAUUUGCCAAUUCAAUCCUACCUAUAAGCCUUGUUUCUGGAAGUACAGUACAGAGGCCAGUAAUGCCAUUAAGCAGUAGUCCGGCAUCGCUUCAAGUCUCUUCAACCUCAGCAGAUAUGUUACAUCUUCCUCUGGCUUUAACCCUUCUUCAAAGCACUUCCAAGAUGGUUGGAGAAGGCAGAUUCCUAAAAUUUUAUUCAGGGAAGCUGAGUGAAAGUAUUGAACCAUCUUUAGAGCAUGCUAUCCGUAAAUUGUGUAUGCUGCAGUACCCUCAUAGUUAUGGUAGUCUGAUAUCGUCUGGUAGGCUUAGUCACUCCUUGAUGCUCUGGAACACCCUUACAUACUCUCUUAUAUCUACAGAGAUAGCUUCUCGUGGAAAGAACACACAUAAACAUGGCUCUAAAUCUUGCUUGGUAGCUUUGUGUGAGGAGCUUCAUUCUUCUAACGGAUCUAUACUAUCCUUAUUACUCAGUAUUUCUCAAAAUUCAUGCAAUGUGAACAGUCUUGAGAUGCUUUUGAGAUUUAGAGCUGUCCAACUUUUUGCAAGCUCUAUUUGCUCUGGUGUUUCAGGUGACAUCAAUUUAUCAAGCACAGACAAAAGAAGAGGAACGUAUUGCUGUAUCCCAGAACAUACUGACAAGGGAGAAAAUUUUCCUGAUAUCCAAUUCUGGAAGCGGGCUGCUGAUCCUAUUCUUUCUUCUGAUCCUUUUUCAUCACUGAUGUUGGUUCUCUUUAGCCUUCCUGUUCCAUUUAUAUCAUCCUCUGACUUCUUUGUGGCUCUUGUACAUCUCUUCUAUGUUAUCACUGUUAUUCAGGCACUCGUUACAUGUUAUAGCAAUCACUGCUUUGACAGAUCUCCAUUUGGUGAUUGGGUUUCUAACAAUGUUGGUAAGAUUAUUGGAGAAUCUGAAUUUGCUCAAAAGCAGUCCCUUGCCAAGUACUUAGAUUCUUCUUGUCAUCCUAAGGAUAUGAUUCGUAGGUUAACACUCCCAUACCUACGACGGUGUGCAUUGCUUUGGAAAUUAAUGAACUCUUCAGCCUUAUCUUCUUCUUCAUUUGAGAGUUAUCAUACAUGGGAAGGAUUGGAUUUUAGUGCAAAUAGUGAUUCUGUGGUUGACACUAACUGCCUUUCUAUCGAGCUAAAUGAACUUGGGGAACUGGAGAAGAUGUUUCGUAUUUGCUCACUAGAUAUGGUUCUCCAAGAUGAGCUUGUGCGCACAUUGACAUCUAGAUGGUGUCAACAUUUUGCUCAGAAGUUCAAAGCUUGUAAACAUGAGCAUAUUUUUUAUGCCACACCUGCGGUUCCAUUUAGAUUGAUGCAACUACCUCGACUAUAUCAAGACCUUUUGCAGAGGUACAUAAAGCAGCAGUGUUCUCAUUGUAAAUCUAUUCCUGAUGAACCCGCACUAUGCUUGAUAUGUGGCAAAUUAUGUUCACCAAGCUGGAAGAAUUGCUGCAGGGCUAAUAGGUGCUUAGAACAUGCAAUUGUAUGCGGUGCUGGUGUUGGCGUAUUUUUGUUAGUCAGGAAGACUACAAUCUUAUUGCAGAGAUCUGCACGCCAGGCCUUUUGGCCAUCUCUCUAUUUGGAUGCAUAUGGUGAAGAGGAUCUUGAUAUGUUAAGGGGAAGGCCAUUGUAUCUAAAUGAGGAACGCUAUAAAGGGCUUGCAUACUUGGUGGCAUCACAUGGUCUUGAUCAUACUUCUGAAAUUCUUCGACAGACAACCAUAAGUCUUUUGGUUUCAAUUAGAGGCCACUGUCAAAGAUGUAUUUUGGAAAGAACUGAAACUUUACCGUGGAUUGAAACACCGCAUGCAGAAGGGUGGUAA